AAAAUCUCAUUCUUUCAUAUCAUAAAUUGGCGGGCAAAAUGAACUGAGCAACAACAAAGAAAGUAGACACUCAGACAUCGUUGCACACAAUUGCAAGAGAAGCACGGCAAGAUGGUGCAAUGUCUCGCACGACUCAACCGUGUUGGCCGCCCUUUUUUCACCACUACCACUCGCUUCCUACACGCCAUAACAGUAGACAAAUACCCAGAAUUGCUUGAACACUGCAUUCAAACCAAAUCACUUAAACAUGGCAAAAUCAUUCAUCAACAUUUUCUAAAGAAUUACAACUACCAUGUCAAUGGAAGUUCUGUUGUAAUCGAAAAGCUCACUCGUUUUUAUCUUAUUUGUGGGCGGUUAAGUAUUGCACGCCACGUGUUUGAUGAAAUUCCUGAACCAACUGUUGUUUUGUGGAAUUUGAUGAUCCGGGCUUAUUCUUGGAAUGGACCCUUUGAUGCUUCCAUUGAUUUGUACUCUCAAAUGAUUGUUUCUGGGAUUCUUCCUAACAAUUAUACCUUCCCUUUUGUUCUUAAGGCAUGUUCGGGUUUGAAUGCUAUAGAACGUGGUGAAGAGAUUCAUAGUCAUGUACUCCGACUUGGGUUUGACUCGGAUGUGUAUGUUUCCACUGCUUUGGUUGAUUUGUAUGCCAAGUGUGGAGAGCUGGCUCGAGCGGAGAAUGUGUUUUAUGGUAUGUCGUGUAGGGAUAUUGUGGCUUGGAAUGCCAUGAUUGCUGGUUUUUCUGUUUAUGGGUUUUAUGAUGAUAUGAUCAGAUUGGUUGUUGAUAUGCAGGAAGCAGGAAUUAGCCCCAACUCCUCGACUGUUGUGACUAUAUUGCCGGCAGUUGCUCAGGCUUGCUCCUCGAGUCAUGGGAAGGAGAUCCACGGUUAUUCUGUGAGGCGGGGUUUUACCAAUGCGGUUAUGGUGGGCACAGGGCUUGUUGAUAUGUAUGGAAAAUGUGGAUGCAUUUCUUACGCGAGGAUAACCUUUGACUUGUUGAGUUUAAGGAAUGAAGUCACUUGGAGUGCCAUGAUUGGUGGAUAUGUUGCAUCUGAUCAGAUGAGAGAAGCCUUGAAACUGUUCAACCAUAUGUUGCUCAAGGAGGCAGGAAGUCCAUCACUGGUAACUCUUUGUUGUGCUGUUCGAGCUUGCACGAAGCUGAUUGAUCUUGCUAAUGGGAGAAGGAUCCAUGGAUACAUUUUGAAGUCAGGGUAUCUUUCUGAUUUGAUGGUUAGCAAUACAACUCUUUCUAUGUAUGCAAAGUGUGGUAUAUUAGAUGAUGCUGUCAAGUUUUUUCAAGAGAUGAAUCCAAUAGAUAGAGUCUCUUAUGGUGCCAUGAUUUCUGGUUCUGUGCAAAAUGGAAGCAGUCUGCAAGGAUUGAAGUUCUUCAGGAACAUGCAGUCUUCAGGAAUUGAUCCAGAUGAGGCUACUAUGCUUGCCUUGCUACCAGCUUGUUCGCAUUUGUCUGCUUUAAAAUAUGGAGCAUGUUCUCAUGGAUAUUCUGUAAUCCGUGGUUUUGUGUCUGAUACUUCAAUCUGUAAUGCGCUAAUUGAUAUGUAUGCAAAGUGUGGAAAGAUCAGAACUGCCAGGGAAGUAUUUAAUAGGAUGCAUAAACGUGAUAUUAUCUCAUGGAAUUCUAUGAUUGCUGGCUAUGGUAUCCAUGGCCUUGGCUCAGAUGCACUUGCUCUGUUCAGUGAACUAAGAACUGAAGGUCUGAUGCCAGAUGAUAUAACAUUCAUCAGUCUUUUGAUUGCUUGUACUCACGCAGGCCUUGUUACAGAAGGUAAAUACUGGUUCGAUGCUAUGGUCCGAAAAUUUCAGAUUGCCCCUAAGGUUGAUCAUUGUAUAUGCAUGGUUGAUCUCUUGGGUCGGGCAGGUCUUCUGGAAGAGGCUAAAAAUUUCAUUGACAAAAUGCCAUGCACGCCCAAUGUUCAUGUCUGGAGCGCCUUGCUUGCUGCAUGUAAAAUCUACAAGGAUGUUGAGUUGGCUGAAGAAGCAGCUAAGAGAAUCCACAGUUUGGGUUCUGAAAGUUCUGGCAAUUUUGUGCUUUUGUCAAAUAUAUAUAGUUGUGCAGGGAGAUGGGAAGAGGCGGCUUCUGUAAGAAUCACGCAGAGCGAUCAGGGCUUCAAGAAAAGACCAGGAUGUAGCUGGGUAGAGAUAAAUGGAAAAAUUCACGCAUUCAUCGGUGGGGACAAUUCACACCCACAAUCGGAACAAAUUUAUAAAAAAUUGGAGGAAUUGCUCACAGAGAUUAAAAAGUUUGGAUAUCAGGCUGUCCCAAGUGUUGUAUUCCAGGAUGUUGAGGAGGAAGAAAAGGAGCAUAUUCUUCUUUAUCAUAGUGAAAAGUUAGCUAUUGCAUAUGCUACAAUUAGUUUGAGCCCAAGCCAGCCUAUUUUUGUUACCAAGAACUUGCGGGUUUGUGGUGAUUGUCAUGAGGCCAUUAAGCAUAUCACUCUUGUCACUAAGAGGGAGAUAACAAUUAGGGAUACCAGUCGAUUUCACCAUUUUAGAGAUGGUGUAUGCAGUUGUGGAGAUUAUUGGUAGCCCUUUUGAAAAGGUAAUGCAUAGUAGUGCACCUCCUUCUGACUAGAGAUAUCUGUUCUUUGUUCUCCUAAUGGGCAAAACCAGGGGUAUAUCUUAGCUGAAGAGUUCGUACUUCAUAUACAGACGUUAGUAAUGAAUGGUUCAGUACAUCAAAAUAAAACAAUGUCCUCUAAAAGUCCCUUGGCUGUUGUAUUGUAGGAUGUUUUGUACAAGGAUGUACACGUGGCUAUGCUUAUGGAAACUAUAGGUUUACCGCAGAAAUGCUUUUCAUUUAUGGAGUUAUAUAGUGGUGCUUAUGAUGGAAUGAAGAAGGAACAAGCUCAAGAACUAUUUGAGAAAAUGCUCGAGGAGGGUGAAAGGAUGGAAGUAUAGCUAUAAGAACAAAAUGGAGGUUGGACUACUCUGCAGUCUGCAGUUAGGUGAAUUGAAAUGUAGUGUAGAUGAACCAUGUACACCCUAUCUUUUGUAUCAGUUGGCGAGUAAAAAAUGAAUGAAGCGCGAUCCUAGCAAAUUAGCAAUAGAUCAGGCAAUUAAGGGGUGUGUAUCGAGUUUGACUAUAAGAAUUACAGGCUUUGGUAUAAAUAGAGAAAAUUGGAGCUUCUCUGAGCAGGGAUUUUGUUAUAUUGAUUUAUUUUGGGAUCCAUUUCAACCUCGACUACUCCUUGAGAUGAUAAUGGAUAUAGAGAUUUGACAACUACAACUAAAAGAUUGUAAAUUAAU
Molecule: messenger RNA, 3258 nt
Organism: Chenopodium quinoa (quinoa)
Lineage: Eukaryota; Viridiplantae; Streptophyta; Magnoliopsida; Caryophyllales; Amaranthaceae
Product: pentatricopeptide repeat-containing protein At3g16610-like
Exons: 1
Coding region: 112-2538 (808 amino acids)
Biological process (GO): RNA modification
Molecular function (GO): RNA binding; protein binding; zinc ion binding
Source: RefSeq, a predicted model, not a curated record